This is a messenger RNA of Tetrahymena thermophila SB210, 3198 nucleotides long. RefSeq names its product tetratricopeptide repeat protein. Gene Ontology annotation, molecular function: ATP binding; protein binding; protein kinase activity. NCBI's taxonomy places the organism in Eukaryota, Ciliophora, Oligohymenophorea, Hymenostomatida, Tetrahymenidae. Gene Ontology annotation, biological process: protein phosphorylation. The record is from RefSeq and is a predicted model, not a curated record. The transcript has a single exon.
AUGGAGGAGGAAAAUUAAUACGAAAAGGAACUCACUAAAUUAGCAAAUUACUUAGAAACUGAAAAAAAUUUGAAAAUUUUAAAGAAGGAUGGAGGAAAAGGCGGUUUCGGUACUGUUUUGUUUGUUGAAGACACUUAAAAGAAUGCUAAAUAUGCUGUGAAAGCUUAGUAUGUUGGUGAUUCAAACAAUUAGAAAAUUGACUAAGCUAAACUUUAAAGUUGCUAGAGAGAGGCUCAAAUCAUGAGAGAGUGUAGUCAUAAAAAUAUUAUUGAGCUUAGAGACGAAUAUGUUAUUGAUCUAUAUCACUUCAUUUAGAUGGAUUUAUGCGAAUUUUCUCUCGAAGGCUGGAUCAAAAAGAAUGGUACUAAGCAUAUCCCUUACGCUAAUUUUACAUACUAUGCUUAGUAGAUAAUCGAUGGCGUUGAAUAUUUACACAAUCAAAAUUAUAUUGUUAGAGAUCUCUCAGUCAGAAAUAUACUUAUUAAUAAGGCUGGAGUUGUUAAGCUUUGCGAUUUUGGUUUGGCUAAAAAAACUUAAAGUGCAUAGUAUUCUAUGUAGUUUUCAGCAGCAGGUCCUAAGGGAGUUUUCGCUUAUUUCCCUCCAGAGGUUCUCAAAGAAGGAUCAUAAGAAGUGAAACAAAGCAAAGAGGCAGACAUAUGGGCAUUGGGUAUAUGCCUGAAACUAUUUGGUGGGCUUCAGAUCCAAAAAGUUAUGUAUUUAGUUAGUUGCUCUGAAUUUGAUAAAUUGAUUGCUUUUGAUUCUCCUAAUCUUGAUGCAAAAUGUAAUAAACUCAUUCAAUAUAUUUUAAUAUGCGAUCCUAAACAAAGACCAAAUAUAAAUCAAAUUCGUGAAAAGAUGCAUUAAUGGUUUAUUGAAAAUAUUGAUGAUGAAGGAAACUAGUUUGAGGAAGAGCAAGAUUUUAUGAAGCAUCCUUCAAUCAACGAUGAUAGUGAAUAAAGUUAAGCAAGCACUAAUAUUAUUAUUUCUAGCAAAUCAAGCAAAUAAUCUUCUUAAUUUUUAAAUUCUACUUAAUAAGAUGAAUUCAGCAAUAUCUUCUCCAAUAACUUAAAAAGUAAUAACUCAAAUCAGUACUCCAAUAAUUCUAAAUAGUAUUCAAAUAAUUCCAAAUAGUAUUCUAAUAAUUCCAAGUAGUUCUCUAAUAACUCUAAGUAAUUUAAAUCUUCUGGAGCAAGUUCUAGAUUAAUAGACUUUAACUAUUUGGAGGCUGAUAGUUUGAUUGAAAAGUACAAAAAAAACUUAAAAAAUAGUCCAGAUAAUAUUAAUUAUUUGAUAACCCUAGGAUUUCUCGAAGCUUGUGCAAAUUGUAACUUUAAAAAGGCUGAAUAAUAUUUCUAAGAUGCGCGUGAUAUUGAUGAAGAUGAUGUAGAUUGCAUGCUUGGAUAGUCUCACAUUAUUAUCUUGAAUUGCUUGAAGCGCAAAUAUAAACUUAUUCAAAACUAUUUAGACAAGUGCUUAACUAUUUAAUAAAAUUACUGGAGAAUUCAUUACUAUCAAUCUUGGUUGUAUUUCUUGUAAUAAAAAUAUUAACUAUCAAACGAAUCUUUGCAAACAGCUUUAGGUCUAGAGCUUAAUUCACCUUAAAUUUACUCACUAAAAGCAGUUUUAUCUUGUAUUUAAGGAAAUAACUAGCUUGGCUUGAGUGAAAUCGAGAAGGCUAUUUAACUAAAUAAGGACUAAAACGAUCCACAAAUCUUAUUUAGAAAAGGAUAUAUUUAUCAUAAAAUUUUGAAAAAUUAGAAGGAAUCUUUAGCUGCUUAUAAAGAGGCUCUAGAUAUUUGCUAAAAAGAUAUGAUGACUUUAUUUAACAUUACAUAACUUUACAAUGAAUAACAGAAUAAUAUUUAAGCAGAAAGUUUUGGACAAAAGGCUCUUCAACUUUAUCCUAAUAGUAGUUACAUAAACUACCUCCUUGGAAGUAUAUAACAAUCUAAAGAUGUGGCUAUCAAGUAUUAUUAGAAAGCAGUGGAAGCAGACUCUGGAGAUAUUGAUUCUUUAGAAGCUAUUGCAAAAAUCUAUGUGGAAAGAAAUUUAUAUCCUCAAGCAAUUUAAUAUUACGAAACAAUUUUAGAAUCUGAUGUUGUGAAUGUAGAUCUUCUUAUUUAAAUUGGAUACUUAGAAAUGGAAAAAACAAAAAGAUAUGACAGAGCUUAAAUUUACUACAAAAGAGCCUUAGAACAAAAUCCUAACAUGGUUAACGCAUAGAUUUGUUUAGGUUUUAUUCAUAAGUAGAAAAACGAAGAUUAAUUAGCUGCUUAGGAAUUCUAAAAAGCUAUUCAAAUCGACCCAAAUAGCCAUAGAGCAUACUUGGAAUUAGGAAUUGUAAAUCUAAAAAUGAAGAAAGAUGAUGAAGCAAUAUCAAAUUUUUUGAAAGCAUAUAAUUUAAAUAAAGAUGAACCUAUAGCUUCUUUUUAACUUGGAAUUAUAUACAAAGAUAAAAAAAUGUACCCUUAAGCAAUACCAUACUUUGAGAAUGCAAUAAGAAUAAAUCCUAAAGAUAUUACCUCACUUCUUUUUGCAGCAAAUUGUGAAUAUGAAAUAUGCCAAACAAGUGAUAAGCUGAUAAAGUAUCUGAAAACUGCUCUUGAGUUAAAUACAAACCUACCAGAUGCAUAUAGAAUGUUAGGAGACUGCUUUUAUUAAAAGGAUGAUCGUUAACAAGCAGAAUUUUAUUUGCGCAAGACUAUUGAAUUUUCAAAAAUUGGUCUUGAAAAAGCUUACUAUCAAUUGGGCUAGAUAAAAACUGAUCAAGAAAAAUUAGAUGAAUGCAUCUAUUUCUAUAGGAAAUGUCUAGAAUUUAAUCCAAAUCAUUUUGGAGCUAAUUAUUUUAUUGCUAUGGCUUACCGUGAUAAAGAUGCAUAUUAAAUUGUAUUUAGCAUUUCUUAAAAGCACUUACUUUAGAUCCUAAACAUAUAUCUACUACUUUUAACUUAGGAUAUUGUUAUAGAAAUGGUUUCAAAAACCUUUAGCUCGCUAAAGAAUAUUACUAAAGAACAAUUUAACUUGACCCAAAACAUUUUUUAUCUUACUACAAUCUAGGAGGGAUUUAUGAAGACUAACUUAAUGUUAGAGCAGCUUAUGAGAGUUACCAGAAAGUGUUAGAGCUAAACCCAAAUUACAAGAAUGCAAAAAAAUGUUAAGAUUAUAUCAACUAGAAUUAAAGAUACGUAAAAAAUCUGA